AAGGGCAGCAGGAGCAGGAGCAGCGAGAUGACAAAGGUGAGCCCCGCAGGCUCGAGGCCAUGGAGCAGCACCAGAAGAAGGACAGCAGAGACGUUGACGGCCGAAAAGGCAGUAUCGUCUCCAUCACGACGGUGACGCAGUCGUUCGAGCCCGCCGACUCGCCGCGGCUGCCCAAGACCAACGAGCACGGCGACGACGCCGUCUUCCCGGGCAUCGAGGAGGCCCCCGUCGACCGCGGCCUGCUGCUGCUCGCGCAGAUGUCGUCCAAGGGCUGCCUCAUGACGCGCGACUACACGCAGGCCUGCGUCGAGGCGGCGCGCGACCACAAGGCUUUCGUCAUGGGCUUCGUCUCGCAGGAGGCCCUCAACGCGGACCCCGCCGACACCUUCGUCCACAUGACCCCCGGCUGCAAGCUGCCGCCGCCCGGCGGCGAGGAGAACGGCCAGGUCGAGGGCGAUGGCCUCGGCCAGCAGUACAACACCCCCGCCAAGUUGAUCGGCGUCUGCGGCACCGACAUCGUCAUCGUCGGCCGCGGCAUCAUCUCGGCCGACGACCCGCCCUCCGAGGCCGAGCGGUACAGGAGGAAAGCCUGGAAGGCCUACCUGGCGCGUCUGGCGUGAUGGGUGAAGGGUGAAGGGUGAAGGGUGAGGAGGAGCCUCUCUUUUUCGGUUGAGCGAAUCCUAACGUGAAUUCACCGGAACAGCAGAGAGGACGCUAAAAGGCGGUCGGUCCAUUCCGGGGGAAUAUAGGCUGUCUAAAAGCGCCGUGAGCCGUAAAUGUUCCGGCGAGCUUGGGUUUUGUAUUUUUCUACAAGGGGAUGAAGCGUAAUCAAUUUCAGUUAUCGAGGGCGUUUCCGAGUCAAUAGACUUGAAGAGAUGGAUGUCUCCAUUGUGCAAUCUGCCGCGAGACCUGACACGGACCAAAGCCUUUGCGGCACGUUGCAUAGUUAGGUAGGUAGGUAGUUACCUUUCUGUCUUACAUAUCCCGCGUCGCGUACCCGAAGCCGGCUCCCGUCAGACUCAUUCACCGGGACCAAUGCGGCCCGAGUCGCAUUUUGGGGUCCGGCGAUAACCGGAAAAGGGUUGGUGAGGGGG
This is a messenger RNA of Chaetomium fimeti, 1094 nucleotides long. Its product is annotated as humps family-domain-containing protein. The transcript has a single exon. Gene Ontology annotation, biological process: 'de novo' pyrimidine nucleobase biosynthetic process; 'de novo' UMP biosynthetic process. Gene Ontology annotation, molecular function: orotidine-5'-phosphate decarboxylase activity. Gene Ontology annotation, cellular component: cytosol. The record is from RefSeq and is a predicted model, not a curated record. Bases 60 to 620 code for a protein of 186 amino acids. NCBI's taxonomy places the organism in Eukaryota, Fungi, Ascomycota, Sordariomycetes, Sordariales, Chaetomiaceae.